CCAGCGUGGACGGAAGUAGGUCAUCCUUGGCCAGAUCACAGAGCAAAGUUGCAGAAGGGCGAGGUGGGAUUGGCAAGUUGCAAUGGCCACAGUGAGUGACCAAUUCGUUGGGUAUGGCUUGGUGACCUUCAGCUUGGUCCUCUUCGCCUACUACACCGUCUGGAUAAUAGUCUUGCCCUUCACUGAGAGUGACCACCUCAUUCACAAGUACUUCCUACCCCGAGAAUAUGCAGUGAUCAUCCCUGUGGCGGCCGGACUGGUAUUGCUGCUUUUUAUUGGAACUUUUAUCACCAUCGUGAUGUGGAAGAAUCCGAAAUCGGAAAAAAAAUCCGCUUGAAGAGGGAAGAAGGGGAGGAAGAUGAGAGAUCGCCUCAGGGAUCCUGUUUUAGCAAAGCCUGGAAAGAAAUUUUGGGAGCCAGGGUUGAUUCCCAUCAUCUCCACUCCGUACAGAUCUGGACAGAGUUUCCAAACUGUGAACCGAAGAGAUUUAAUCCGGAGAGAUCUCACAAUGUAUGCGACCGGAUCGGAAAUCCCAGAGCAAGGGUUUCACCCGAUCUCUUUUCUUAGGGUCCAAAUUUCGCCCUGGAAAGUUGACUAGGACUGAAGUUUAGCGGCCCAUUUGUAGUUGUGUUUUUGUGGGGUUUUUUUUCCUGCUUUUCUCCUGCAUAAUAUCAUGUGGCUUUGUGGCGCUUUGACUUUUCCAGAUUGCAUUUUUCUACAGCCGCUCAAAUGUGUAACACGUCGCUUGAGGGAUGGUAGAUCCAUCCAUAAUCGCCCUUCGGUUUUCCAGCAUAGGAAGAAACCUCUUGUUAUCUCAGAUUUGUUAUUCUUCUUUUUUUAUUUAUUUAUGUCUCCAGCCAAGUGACCAUCGAGAUCACGUUAAUGUGUGCCCAGAUUUUUAUUUUAUUUUUUUCAAAGUACAAUGCAAGUGCAGAUUGGAAACUUCUAAUGACCCAGUUAAACGGUCAUUAAAAAUACGAUCCACCUCCUUUUUCCUAGAAUGAUUUAAAAAAAAAAAAACACUUCAAAAAAACUUGUUCAGAAGUUUCUUUUUCACUCACAGGCAUCCUCUGCUGGUGUCUUGGAUAAAUCUCCGCUCAGAAAAAUUUUAAUUGUUUUCUGGCUGAAGCUGAUCAAGACAUUACAGCACUGCUCUCUAAUUAGUUCACUGCCUGGAAAGGCGUGGAUUAUAUUUGUAAUUACCGUUUAACUGGGUCAUUCCAAGUUUCCAAGCUUCAUUUUCAUUGCAUUUUUUUUUUUAAAAAAAAAAUCAAAGUAAGGUAGAUUAACAUUUGUGCAUUUGCAUUAAUAAUUCAGAUUCCGAAAUAGAGACAUGCACUCAGGGGCCACAAAAUGGGUCCCCCCCGUUCAAAUGUUCUGUCCCCCCCAAAUACAUUUCUUGAUCUCGUUUGCUGCAAUAUAGAUACAUUCCUCAAAACCUGUGUUUUUGUUUUUGUUUUUUCCUUUUUGGGCAUCGUUACGCAAAGAGGUCUAACAAAUAAAAUGUUUUCCUGCACUGA
Crotalus tigris (Tiger rattlesnake) is the source of this 1520-nucleotide messenger RNA. RefSeq names its product dolichyl-phosphate mannosyltransferase subunit 2, regulatory (gene DPM2). Bases 83 to 337 code for a protein of 84 amino acids. Gene Ontology annotation, cellular component: dolichol-phosphate-mannose synthase complex; endoplasmic reticulum membrane. The transcript has 4 exons. The record is from RefSeq and is a predicted model, not a curated record. Gene Ontology annotation, molecular function: enzyme regulator activity. Lineage: Eukaryota; Metazoa; Chordata; Lepidosauria; Squamata; Viperidae. Gene Ontology annotation, biological process: GPI anchor biosynthetic process.